This is a messenger RNA of Tetrahymena thermophila SB210, 4341 nucleotides long. RefSeq lists its product as hypothetical. The record is from RefSeq and is a predicted model, not a curated record. Lineage: Eukaryota; Ciliophora; Oligohymenophorea; Hymenostomatida; Tetrahymenidae. The transcript is spliced from 7 exons.
AUGAGUAGUUAGAUUUUAGAAAGACCAGAUAUUUAAGGAGUAUGUCUUUAGUAUGAUAAUCUGAAACCUAAAUUUAAUUCAACUACAGAUAACUUUAUAUAAGUUAUAUAAUGUAGCAAUAUAAGUAAUGAAAGUCAAGACAAUUAAAAUUUCAGCUAAUAAAACUAAUUGCAGAUAUUUAGCAACUCAUUAAUCAAUGAUCAUUAAACCCAAUAAUUGGUUAACUAGAACGCACAAGUUUGCCAUGAACUUCGAUCAGAUUCAACUAACUCUAUUCACUUAUCAAACAGAUAAGCUAGUCCUUCUAAUAAGCAAUGCUACUAACAAAUAACUCCUCCUUAACAGCGCCAUUAUUAAGGAGAUGAUAAUAGUGAUUCUCUUAACAGAAGCUCUAAUACUAAAGUAAAUAAAGGAGAUGAUCUUCUUGAGUUUGAGCUUUUAGAAUAGCAAGUAAAUAACAUGGAUCCUGAAAAUAUAAAAACUGGGUAAGAAACAUAUCUAAAUUAUUAAAGCUUAAAAUGUAAUUCAAAAGACAAUAUUUUGAGCAAUAAUACUGAUUUAACUGCUUAAGAAAUUCUGAUUGCUGCAAAAACUCCUUAACCUUGUGUCAGUUAAGUAUCUGAUAAGUAAAUAAAAAUGAAACCUAACUUAAAAAAGAACUAUAUGUCUCUUGAGUAGUUAUAAAUGAAAUGCAAUAUUUCUGGAAAAAAUAAUGACUUGUAUAAUAUAAAUUCUACAGAUAACAAACACUUUAACUAAAGGGAUGUUUCAAAUAUUGUUAAACUUAACACUAUUUCUGAUGCUACUGAUUGUUCUGAUAUUUUUAACAGAUAUAAUUUAGCCAAUUCAGAAUCUAUUGAUCAUUAAACUGAUUCUUUAUAAUUGCUCCUUGAAAGAGCUUUUUAAAGUAAGCUAAAAUAUGAUUAACUAAAUGCAAACGAUUAAAAUGCUCCUCAAAGUAUGCUAAAGCCUCCUACCCCAAUUUAACUUGAAAAGUAGAUCUUAAGUACACUUCCUCCUCCAUCUCCGAUAAAUGUCUAAAAUUACUCUUCAAACAAUAUAAACAAAUAAAAUAUAAAAGAUUCUAAUUCUAAAAUCUAAAUUCAGUUCUCUAAUAUUUUAGACUCCCUCAAAAAAACCAAUUCUUCCACCACUAUAGGAUCUCAUACAGCAGGAAGUAAAUCAAAUUCUCAAUAAAAUUGUUCUAUAGUUCAUUCAAAAAGUGGAAAUAAAACCCCAUCUUCAAAUCAAACUAUUGUUUUAUAUUAAAACGAUAACUACGAAAAAAUCAAUAUUGACGACUAAUCUGACCCUGAUAAUAAUAAAUUUUAGGAUUAACCAAAUACUAAGCAAGUCUUAUCCUUAAAUAAGUUGUUUGCUUAUAACGAACAGAAUAAUUAAAAUAUUGAAGGAAAUGCACAUUUUUAAAAAUAAAAUAAUUCUAACUAGAAAGGAUAGAUUAUUAAGAGCUUAAGCCAUGCUAAUUUACAAAAAGGGAAUUAGUAAAGAAGUAUAUCUCUCUCAAAUGCCUAAGAUUAUGCUAAAAUUUUAAAUAGAAGAAGAAGCAGCAGAAUGUCUUCUAAAGAAAGUGUGGAAUCCAAUAACGAAAGAGCCAAAUCAUAAAUCUCAAAAGAAGUUUAAUAAUUGAAUAAAUUUUUUACAAAUAAUAUUGACUCCAACGAGAAUGAAGAAUUGAAUACUUAUGCUAGAAGCAUGAGCAAUACUAAGCUUAGCAGUAAAAGCACAAGCACUUUGUUUAGACUUAAUUAGGAUUUUGAGAGGAGGAGAGCAAUUCAGUAAGAACAAAUAAAAUAAAAAGAAAUGAAAAGCAAAAAAUCUAUUGAAGAAUCAAAUAAAUAGAAUAUUUCAAGAGGGAAAUUAUCUAAAGAUUAGGAAGCAAAUUUGGUCAAUAAAUUAUUUAGCGAUGCAAAUAGGAGGUAAAAUAUUUAAGUCUUGCAGUAAAAAAUGAAAAAAAUUGAAGAAGAGUAAAGAGAGUAAAAAUCUUUAGAAGCCUAGAGAGAAAGCAUAAUGAAGAGAAAUAGCAGUAAUCAUAAUGGUACAUUGUAUGCAAAUGUCUAAAGUAAAAUAAAAUCUAUUAUAAAUCCUAAAUCUCAGAUAUAAAACUUCGAGGAAAAUUUAAAUUCAAAUAGUUUACAGCGUACUCAAACUACUGUAAUCAAGCAUAGCUAUUCUAAAAAGAAUCAAAAUAGAACUAUCUCACCUAUUUUAAAAAGGACUUAAAAUCCUUUACAAAAAAGUGACUCUUAAGCUCACUUAAAUAAAACUUAGAUUGCUCUUUAGCAAUUUUAGAAUAAUGAAAAAUUCGAAGAAGAAUAAAAUAAUUUGGUUAAAAAUAACAUUCAAAUGCACACAAAAUCAACAAAUUUCAUUGAAAAUCUUUAAUUUUAAUUCUACACUCCUUCUAAACCUCUGGUAAGCCAAAAUCAUAUUGCCACUAUUUCUAAGAAUUAGGCUAAGGAGUCUGAAAAAGCUAAGAAUUAUACUUAAUAGUAACUUAAUCACACUAAUAAUUCAAAAUCAUCAUAUUUAAAACAACUUUCUAGUUCUAAGCAUAAAUUAGAAAAUUAACAAAAAUAGUGUGACUAAAAUAUACCAAUUUAAUAGCAUUCUAAUCAAUAAUAUCUAGAUUCUUAAAAUUAUGCUCCAACAUCAGUAGCAUCAAUAAAAAAACACUUGAAAAACUCAAAAUCAACUAUUAAAUCAAGCUAUGAAAGCUAAAUUGAUCAAAAUAAUAGUACUUCUAAAAUUAGUUUGUCUGCAAAUAAGUAAUCAAAAUCAAGUAAUAGAUCUCUAUCAAAGAAACCUAAAAUCACUAUCAACAUCGAAGAGGAAGAAGAUAGUAUAAAUUAAAACUAAGAUUUGCAAAACAUAAAUAUGAUAAGUGGACUUAAAAAUAUAUCUUUAUUAACACCUCAAUAACAGAAUAUGAUGAUGAAUUUAAAUCAAAACAGUACAAGUAGCUGCCAAAAUAACUCCUAAAUGUAAAAUGGUUAGUAUGUUAGUAUGAAAUGUACAAAUAGCUUUUUUAGAGAAAAGAAUCCAUCAACCUUAGCUUCUACUAAUUAAAAUUUUAUCAAGCUAAAUAGACAGAUGUAAUACAAAUAUAUGUCAAAUAAUGGAAAUUAAACUUCUAAGAAUUCUUCUGUCAACCAAAGUCAAUAAUAAAGCAUGAAAAAUUCAAUAUUAUUUCCUUGCAAAACACCAAAUAACUAGGCUAACAAUGGAUUAAAUUCUAAUAAUAAAAAAUCAAUGUUUUCAUUUGUUAAUCAAUCUGAAACAUCGAUGGAUGAUCAACAAUUUUAGCAAAGCAGAUAAAGUAAUCUAGAUACUAUUAAAAUAAAUUUAGCUCAGAAUAAGGCUCAAAUUGUUGAUAAUUAACAAUUGUCAAAUAAGAAAAAUAAUUUCUUUACAGAAAAUCAACUUCAAAACAAUUAAACUUAAUAGCCUUAACAAAAAUAAGAAAAAGUAGAUGAAAUAAAUAAAUUCAUUACAGAGAAUCCCAAUUUCAUAUAAUUUAUGAUAUAAUAAUAUAACUUGAUGCAGUAAUCCUCUUAAGUAAAUCCUUAUUAAGUUCAUUCAAAUAACUUUUAGCAAAACAAUAUGUGCUACCAAUAAUAAGCACAGUAAUAAUAUUUAAGUAAUAAUAACAAUACUAUUUUCCAUAACAAAGAGUAAAGUGUAUAAUAAAAUAAAAUUUUAACUGUGGAUGAUUUACUUGAGCUAGAUACACUUAAUAACUAUAACACAAGCUAAAUCUCAUCCUUGAACUAAAUUAAAACAUCAUAAAAUAUAUUCCCUUUUAGUCAAUAACCAUAAUAAAAAUCAUAGUAUUAAUUGAUUUCUAUGUCUGAAAUAGAUUAAACCCCAAGCAAUAUAUAAUAAUAAGCUGUUUUUGACAAUUAUUAAUAAAUUCAGUAAAGCUGUUAAUAAUUGUAGCCAAAUUAACAAUAAUUAAAUCAAUUUUAAAAAUAAUAAAUGCCUUUAAAUGGCAUACUUGAAGACUCUUAUCUUUUUGGCAGUUUUUAAAAUGUUACAAAUAACGGCUUAAAAUAAAAUAAAAAUUUAUCAUAUAAUGAUGUUAAAAGUUAAAUUCAAUAUUAAUCAGCUAGUGGAAAUAGCCUCGAACUGCAUGAUAAUGAACUUAUAGAAUAAAAUUUUUAAUCAGCAAAUACCUUAAAUCCAAUUUUUAAAAGUUCAAAUACUAUUCCAAGUAGCAAUUAUAUUGGAAAUAAUAUUAGUAACAAUAGCACUAUUGAAUAACACUUUUCUAAUUUAACAUACCUCCAAAAAUCUAAUUAAUAAUUUUCACAGUUUAAUUGA